UCGGGGAUCCAGCUGUCCUUAGUGCUAUCCACAACACCCAGAGAGGCCUUCUCAGCUCCUCUGGAAUCAAGGCCUCUGGUGUGCUGGGGAUGUCCCCUGCUUCCUUGCACUUUCUGUGGCAGACGCUGGACUACCUUUCUCCAGUUCCUUUCCGGACUACCUUUCCCAGUGCCAGCUCUCCAGCACGGCACUUUGGACCUCAACUUCUCUCGCCAGACCCAGCUUUCUUCUGCAGCCUGCCAACCUCCUGGCUCCCUAGUUUCAGUCUGCCUAGCCACCUGACCCAGCUCCACCCUCAGCACCAACGGAUCCUGCAGCUGCAGCAACACAGUCGAACACCAAGUGCCCCAGCCAAGAAGCCUUGGUCUCAGCAGCCAGACCUCUAUGUUAACCUCAUGACCCGAAAGGAGAAGGACUGGGUGAUUAAAGUACAGAUGGUUCAGCUGCAGAGUGAGAACCCCCACCUGGAUGACUACUACUAUCAGGAAUAUUAUCAGAAACUAGAGAAAAAGCAGACAGAUGAAGAGCUACUUGGGCGAAGGAGCAAGUUUGAAUCACUCAAGUUGGUAACACCCUACAUUCAGAAGGCAGAGGCUUAUGAGUCAGUGGUUCGAAUUGAGGGUUCCCUGGGCCAAGUAGCUGUAUCAACGUGUUUUAGCCCUCGCCGAGCUAUUGAUGCUGUACCCCAUGGAUCUCAAGAUCAGGAGACAGGAGCUGCAAGCAGUCAGAGGCUUCAAGUGUUGGCCCGGAUUGAAAAGAUGUUUCUUCAGUUGCUGGAGAUAGAGGGCCAGAAGGACAGGCUGCCACAGGCCUGCUCCUCUGAACAACGGAACAACCAGAUUGAGAAGCUCUUCCAAGCCUUAAAGACCCCAGAGCAGAAUACUCUGGAGGAGGCAGCAGAUGGCUUCCUGCAGGUGCUCUCCGUGAGGAAGGGGAAAGCUCUAGUGGCAAGGCUGCUCCCUCUCCUGCCCCAGGAUCGAGCUGUUAGCCUUCUUCUGGCAAUCACCCACCAUUUGCCCCUCCUCGUCAGGAGGGAUGUAGCUGAUCAGGCUCUACAAAUGUUAUUCAAACCCCUGGGCAAAUGUAUCAGUCACUUGACCUUCCAUGAGCUCCUCCAAGGACUUCAGGGUCUAAUGCUGUUUCCACCUGGAUCCUCAGAGAGGCCAGUCACUCUGGUACUUCAGAACCAGUUUGGAAUAUCUUUGCUCUAUGCCCUACUAAGUCACGGGGAGCAGCUGGUAUCCCUAGAGUCCUCCCUUGAGGAGCCCAGCAGUGAUCAUACAGCUUGGACUGACAUGGUGGUUCUGAUUGCCUGGGAGAUAGCCCAGAUGCCAACAGCAUCUCUGGCAGAACCCCUAGCCUUCCCCAGCAACCUUCUUCCUCUGUUCUGUCACCAUGUGGACAAACCCUUGGUACAGCACCUAGAAGCUAGGAUGGAGUAAGUGAUGGUAGAAAUGAGGUUAUAGCCCCUUGUUCAAGCCCUGUAUAGGUUCUGUCAUUUCUUUUAAGCCAAGAAUAUGGAGGAUAACUUGUAUUUAGAAGUAGUUCUAUACACUUUAGCAUUUACCCAGUAAUCCGUCUGUCUAGGUUAGGGUCCUGAAGCCUAUUUCUUCAGCCAAACCUUUUAAUUUAUUCCCAGUUCCUUUG
Messenger RNA from Lutra lutra (Eurasian river otter), 1647 nucleotides. It is a transcript of the gene PATL2, whose product is annotated as PAT1 homolog 2. The transcript has 13 exons. The coding region runs from base 90 to 1442 and encodes 450 amino acids. Lineage: Eukaryota; Metazoa; Chordata; Mammalia; Carnivora; Mustelidae. Gene Ontology annotation, cellular component: P-body. The record is from RefSeq and is a predicted model, not a curated record. Gene Ontology annotation, biological process: P-body assembly; deadenylation-dependent decapping of nuclear-transcribed mRNA. Gene Ontology annotation, molecular function: RNA binding.